AUGGGCGUUCAUGGCCCCGGGGGCCGGCCUGGGAGCGAGAGGAGCAAUGUGCCGAGAGGAAGUCCCCGGCCCAGGAGCCAGGAGGCGAGGCAGGCCCGUGCCCCUGCCCAGCCGCCUGGGCCAGGGCCGGAAGUGGUCACCAAAGCCAGGAUGAAGAAAUCUGAUGGGGGUCUGGAUUGCAUCCCGGGGAAGGAUAACUCUUUCACCAUGUCACAGAAUGGAUACUUCGACGAUUCAAGCUACUACAAGUGUGACACAGAUGACAACUUCGAAGCCCGCGAGGAAAGUCUGGGGGAUGAGACCUUCGACAUGGUCAACUCCUCCAUCGCAUCUGGCGAGAGCAUUCGCUUUUUUGUCAAUGUCAACCUUGAAGUGCAAGCCUCCAAGACUGAGUCUGAAGCAGCGUCUGGUGGCUGUGUGCUGCUGCACACCUCCCGCAAGUACCUGAAGUUAAAGAACUUCAAGGAAGAGAUCCGUGCACACCGCGACCUGGAUGGCUUCCUGGCGCAGGCCAGCAUCAUCCUGGACGAGACAGCCACCUCGCUGGAUAACGUGCUGCGAACCAUGCUACGCCGCUUCGCCCGGGACCCCAACAACACUGAGCCCGACUGCAACCUGGACCGGCUCCUGGCCAUGCUCUUUACCGAUGCCGGGGCCCCCAUGCAGGGGAAAGUCCACUUGCUGUCGGACACCAUCCAAGGGGUCACUGCCACUGUCACAGGACUGCGAUACCAGCAGUCAUGGAUCUGCAUUAUCUGUACCAUGAAGACUUUACAGAAGCGGCAUGUGUGCAUCAGCCGCCUAGUUCGCCCACAGAACUGGGGGGAGAAUUCCUGCGAGGUUCGGUUCGUCAUUCUCGUGCUGGCCUCACCCAAGAUGAAAAGCACUAAGACUGCGACAGAGGUGGCACGCACGUUUGCCACCAUGUUCUCAGACAUCGCCUUCCGCCAGAAGCUCCUGGAGACCCGCACAGAGGAAGAAUUCAAGGAGGCCUUGGUGCACCAAAGACAGCUGCUCACGGUGAUGAGCCAGUGUCCAGAGACACUGAGUCUGAAGGAGCACAGCGCCGUCUCGGUGCACGCCCACAUACACGCCGAGCCCCCAAAGUGCAAGGACUUUGUCCCUUUCGGGAAGGGCAUCCGGGAAGACAUCGCACGCAGGUUCCCCUUGUACCCGCUAGACUUCACUGACGGCAUCAUCGGGAAAAACAAGGCUGUGGGCAAACACAUCACCACCACCCUGUUCCUCUACUUCGCUUGCCUCCUGCCCACAAUCGCUUUCGGCUCUCUCAACGACGAGAACACAGACGGCGCCAUCGACGUGCAGAAGACCAUCGCCGGGCAGAGCAUCGGAGGCCUGCUGUACGCACUGUUCUCUGGGCAGCCCCUGGUGAUACUGCUAACCACCGCGCCCCUGGCGCUCUACAUCCAGGUGAUCUACUUCAUCUGUGAGGACUACAACCUGGACUUCAACUCCUUCUACGCCUGGACGGGCCUGUGGAACAGCUUCUUUCUUGCGCUUUACGCCUUCUUCAACCUCAGCCUGGUCAUGAGUCUCUUCAAGAGGUCGACCGAGGAGAUCAUCGCCCUGUUCAUUUCCAUCACGUUUGUGCUGGACGCCGUCAAGGGCAUGGCCAAAAUCUUCCAUAAGUACUACUAUGGUUAUUACUUGGACGACUACCACACGAAAAAGACGGCGUCCUCGGUGAGCGCGGCAGGCCUCAGCAGCGGCCUCAACGCCAGCCUCCACACGGCCCUCAACGCCAGCCUCCUGGCCGGCCCCGCAGAGCCGGCUGCCGCAGACAGCCCCGGCGCCAUCCACUCCGGCCGGGCGACUGCUGUGCUCAGCCUCCUCAUCAUGCUGGGCACUCUCUGGCUGGGCUACACCCUCUACCAGUUCAAGAAGAGCCCCUACCUGCACCCCUGCGUGCGCGAGAUCCUGUCUGACUGCGCGCUGCCCAUCUCGGUGCUCACCUUCUCCCUCAUCAGCUCCUACGGCUUCCGGGAAAUCGAGAUGAGCAAGUUCCGCUACAACUCCAGCAAAAACCUGUUCUCGAUGGCGGAGAUCCAGUCGCUGUCCCUGAGCGCCAUCAGCAGUGCCAUGGGCCUCGGCUUCCUGCUCUCCAUGCUCUUCUUCAUCGAGCAGAACCUGGUGGCCGCCCUGGUCAACACUUCGUACCCCCCGACGCACUACGUCCGGAUGGUGCCCCAGAGGAAGGUCCACUACUUCACGGGCCUGCAGGUUCUGCAGCUGCUGCUGCUCUGCGCCUUCGGCAUGAGCUCCCUGCCCUACAUGAAGAUGAUCUUCCCUCUCAUUAUGAUCGCCAUGAUCCCCAUCCGCUACAACCUGCUGCCCCGAAUCAUUGAGGCCAAAUACUUGAACAUCAUGGAUGCCGAGCACAGGCCCUGA
This is a messenger RNA of Carlito syrichta (Philippine tarsier), 2409 nucleotides long. It is a transcript of the gene SLC4A11, whose product is annotated as solute carrier family 4 member 11. Gene Ontology annotation, cellular component: basolateral plasma membrane; plasma membrane. NCBI's taxonomy places the organism in Eukaryota, Metazoa, Chordata, Mammalia, Primates, Tarsiidae. Gene Ontology annotation, molecular function: solute:inorganic anion antiporter activity. The record is from RefSeq and is a predicted model, not a curated record. Gene Ontology annotation, biological process: monoatomic anion transport; transmembrane transport; monoatomic ion homeostasis. The transcript is spliced from 19 exons. Bases 1 to 2409 code for a protein of 802 amino acids.